GAUGACCCAAAUUGGUUGAAACAUGUUUCUCCUAAGGAACGGAGAAAGUUUAGAAAAAAGGAAGAGUUGGCAGAACAAGAAUUAUUUGAGGCUCGGAAACAACUUUUUAAUUCUGAGAAAGCAAGACCAAGCAUUUCUUCUAAAAACGAGCCAGGAUUAUUAAUGAGGCAUAAGUUCAACCCUGAACUUCCCCAUCCUUCUUUGAAAAGAUUAAUUCCUCAUAAAUCCCAAAUUGAAAUAUUGGGUAAUAAAAGAGUUGAAUUGGAUAACGAAAUUAAUCUCCUAGAACAAGAAAUAAAGACUGGGAAAGGUUUAGGACAAAAAGCCAAAGAAAAACUUAGAGUUUAUAAUGCUAUAAAAAAAAGAAAAGAGUUGUUUGAAAAUACUACUGAUGGUGCUCCUGGAACUCAAUAUUCUAAACCUAUUACUACGGGAACUCCUUUUACUGAUAACCAAUACCAUUUCAAUGCUGAUGCCAAUAGUUAUAAAAUUACUGAGGAACAAGUUAUUAGCAUAAUGGCUCGGAUUUGUGAGGGAUUAAGCAAAAUGAGUGAUGUAGCUGAUUUUAAAGCCAAGUUUAACAGUUUUGGAGUUGGAAGUUCUACGGAUUUUACUACUCUUUUAGAUAGAUUGAUUGCUGAUGGUAAACAAGUUAAGAAAGGAAAGGCAGCUUACGAUUUUACUACUACUUAUACUCAACAUGUUCCGAAUGAUGCCACUAAACACAAUACGGCUUAUCCUAAUAGUAGAGGAGUAGAUGCUAUAAUUACUGAUUUUUAUAACUGGUUAAGACUAGUCAAUGAUGCUAAAAAAACAGUUAACGGAGCAGAAAAAACUUUUAUAGAAACCCUCGACAAAGAUAUUACUCACACCGAAACUAUCCCCGUUUAUUUACCUAGUGAAACCUGA
Molecule: messenger RNA, 909 nt
Organism: Ambispora leptoticha
Lineage: Eukaryota; Fungi; Glomeromycota; Glomeromycetes; Archaeosporales; Ambisporaceae
Source: the annotation of a GenBank genome assembly